CUGCGGCUGCGGCUGGGGCUGCGGCUGCGGCUGCUGCAGCAGCGCUGCUCUUCUGAGGGCCUGGAGGCCGAGGCCUGGGUUGAGCCCGGAGCCGCUGCUCGACAGAGCCUCCUGGAGCCCCCGCGCCGGCUGAGCCUGGGGGCGGGCUCGGGUCCGGCCCGUCGCAGCACCCAGGACCGAGGCUGCAUGCGCGAGGACCAGGCCGGCGCAGCCAUGGAGGAGGCAUCUCCUUAUUCCUUACUUGAUAUCUGCUUGAGUUUCCUGACCACUCACCUGGAAAAGUUCUGUUCAGCAAGACAAGAUGGAACAUUGUGUUUGCAGGAACCUGGAGUAUUUCCACAGGAGGUGGCAGAUCGCCUGCUUCAGACCAUGGCAUUUCAUGGUUUACUGAAUGAUGGUACUGUAGGUAUUUUCAGGGGGAACCAGAUGCGGUUAAAGAGAGCUUGCAUUCGCAAAGCGAAGAUAUCUGCUGUUGCUUUCCGGAAAGCCUUCUGCCACCACAAGUUAGUAGAACUUGAUGCCACAGGUGUGAAUGCUGAUAUUACUAUCACAGAUAUUAUCAGUGGUCUUGGCAGUAAUAAGUGGAUCCAGCAAAAUCUCCAGUGCUUAGUGCUGAACUCACUAACUCUCUCCUUGGAAGAUCCUUAUGAGCGGUGCUUCAGCCGACUUUCUGGUCUUCGAGCUCUAAGCAUCACCAAUGUUCUGUUUUACAAUGAAGACCUGGCUGAAGUUGCCUCAUUGCCAAGAUUAGAGAGCCUGGAUAUUUCUAAUACCUCCAUCACAGACAUCACUGCUCUGCUGGCCUGCAAAGACCGACUCAAGUCUCUAACCAUGCAUCACUUGAAAUGUUUAAAAAUGACAACUACCCAAAUAUUGGAUGUUGUUCGAGAACUAAAACAUCUGAAUCAUCUUGAUAUCUCCGAUGAUAAACAGUUUACAUCUGACAUAGCUCUUCGCUUACUAGAACAAAAGGAUAUCCUACCCAAUCUUGUCUCUUUGGAUGUUUCUGGGAGAAAGCAUGUGACAGAUAAAGCUGUUGAAGCCUUUAUACAACAACGGCCCAGCAUGCAGUUUGUAGGUUUGCUGGCUACUGAUGCUGGUUACUCUGAAUUCCUGACUGGUGCAGGACAUUUGAAGGUGUCUGGUGAAGCCAAUGAAACUCAGAUUGCAGAAGCAUUAAAGCGGUACAGUGAACGGGCCUUUUUUGUCCGAGAAGCUCUAUUUCAUCUUUUUAGCCUGACACAUGUCAUGGAAAAAACAAAGCCAGAAAUUUUGAAGCUUGUGGUAACUGGCAUGAGAAACCACCCCAUGAAUUUGCCAGUGCAACUGGCUGCAAGUGCCUGUGUCUUUAACUUAACCAAGCAGGAUCUUGCUGCAGGAAUGCCUGUCCGGCUCCUGGCUGAUGUAACCCAUUUGCUGCUUAAAGCCAUGGAACAUUUUCCCAAUCACCAGCAGUUACAGAAGAAUUGCCUCCUUUCCCUUUGCAGUGACCGGAUCCUUCAAGAUGUUCCAUUUAACAGGUUUGAAGCUGCCAAACUUGUAAUGCAGUGGCUUUGCAACCAUGAGGAUCAAAAUAUGCAAAGGAUGGCUGUCGCUAUCAUUUCCAUUCUGGCUGCCAAGCUUUCUACAGAACAAACUGCACAACUUGGUGCUGAGCUUUUUAUUGUCAGGCAACUUCUUCAAAUAGUGAAGCAGAAAACCAAUCAGAAUUCAGUGGACACUACAUUGAAGUUUACUCUGAGUGCACUUUGGAACCUUACAGAUGAAUCCCCAACUACUUGCAGACACUUUAUUGAAAACCAAGGGUUAGAACUUUUCAUGAGGGUUCUAGAGUCCUUCCCAACUGAGUCAUCCAUUCAACAGAAAGUUCUAGGACUUCUGAACAAUAUAGCUGAAGUACAAGAAUUACAUUCUGAAUUAAUGUGGAAGGAUUUUAUAGACCACAUCAGUAGUCUCCUACACAGUGUUGAAGUGGAAGUCAGUUACUUUGCAGCUGGAAUUAUUGCCCAUUUAAUAUCCAGAGGUGAACAAGCUUGGACACUGAGCCGUAGCCAGAGAAAUUCUCUUCUUGAUGACUUGCACUCAGCUAUAUUGAAAUGGCCAACUCCAGAAUGUGAGAUGGUAGCAUACAGGUCCUUUAAUCCAUUUUUCCCACUGCUUGGCUGUUUCACAACACCUGGAGUCCAGUUAUGGGCAGUUUGGGCCAUGCAACAUGUCUGCAGCAAGAAUCCUUCAAGGUAUUGCAGCAUGCUGAUUGAAGAAGGAGGACUGCAACAUUUAUACAACAUCAAAGAACAUGAACAAACUGACCCCCAUGUCCAACAGAUUGCAGUGGCCAUUCUGGACAGCUUAGAAAAACACAUUGUGCGCCAUGGGAGACCACCUCCCUGUAAAAAGCAGCCUCAGGCCAGACUAAAUUGAGAGCCAUAGAUAGUUGAAUAAUUGAAUGGUAGGAAUCCUUUUUGUGAUUGGUUUGGAAUAUCUUCCUCUCUGUGGUGUUUUGGGCAUUCUAUAAGAGUCAUAAAAUCAGUUUGGGAUUGAUAUGUACAAUACUGCCCAUGUGAACAGUCUAAUUUGUCUUGUGAUUUUUAACUUAUGAGGCAACAGAAGUAUCUAUCUUCCUUCAUUGUUGUCUUUUAGGAAUUUUCCCAUCUAUUUCAGUGUUUAAACUUACUUGUGCUUGAGACUCUACAGUUUUAUGAAAAGUUUGCACGAACCUCUAUGCCAGACUUUCCUGAUCCUUCCAGUUCCUUCCAGUUAAUUUGCAGCUUCAGAUGAGCUGUUGAUUUGAUGUCUGGCAUUGCUUUAGUUGUAAAUUUUAUACCACUUCUGUAUAAAAUGCCUUUAUUCUCUGUGUAACUUUUAUAUGCUGCCCUUCUUAGUGUGAAAGAAUGGAAAUCUGCGUUGUUGUUGUGGAAGAUACUUACUGUCUGGAUAAUGGACUGUUGGCAGAAAAUUAUUAAGGAAGAAGAGAGUUUAGGAAUUGAGAAUUGCUAUUAUGGUAGAGUUUUUUAAGUGGAAUAGGCUACCCACCUGGAGGCCCCCUCUCUUGAGACAGUAAGUAGAAGCUGUUUGUUUUCCAUAUCUGUGGCUGGAAGCAUGGACUGCCACUUCCUACACAGACUGUAGGUUCCUCUACAGAUAUUUCCCCUAAGUAUCACAGUAUAAAGUACCACAGCAUUUUGUAUAAAGUCUGUCUGAGUCUCUAUAUGUCAUACUGUUUUUUUUUAAAGUGAAUUUAAAAAUAUAUCUCUGGUUAACACUAGCCAUCUUUCUCUUCUAUUUCAAAGUCAUUUUUGUUUAGUGAAAGUAUUGUUAACUUGCUUAAAGUACAGUUGACAAGAGUAAAUUUUGCCACAAAAAGUUAAAUUUGAGCUGAGGGUGUAGCUCAGUGGUAGAGUAUAUGCUUAUUAGCACAUGUGAAAACCUGGGUUAAAUUUUUGUUCAAAUACAUGUAUCAUGUGUCUUCUUUGUUUUAUUUUGAGGUACUAGUGAUUGAACUCAUACAUGUACCUUCUUAAUGUGUUCAUGUUGGAGAAAAACCUUGGCAUUUCACUACCAAAACAAAAGCAAGAGACAACUAAACUAGACUAUGGUUAAAUGGUUAAAUGUAAUGAUUUUACUCUGGAUAAAAUGGAAUGAAUCAUUUUUUAGACAGUUGCCUUUUUGCUAAAGUAUUUGAUACAGUAUAAUGAUCAUUUUCCUAAUAAAUUAUAGCAAGUCUCCAA
Dipodomys spectabilis (banner-tailed kangaroo rat) is the source of this 3728-nucleotide messenger RNA. RefSeq names its product zyg-11 family member B, cell cycle regulator (gene Zyg11b). Lineage: Eukaryota; Metazoa; Chordata; Mammalia; Rodentia; Heteromyidae. The coding region runs from base 187 to 2421 and encodes 744 amino acids. The transcript has 14 exons. Gene Ontology annotation, cellular component: Cul2-RING ubiquitin ligase complex. Gene Ontology annotation, molecular function: protein binding. The record is from RefSeq and is a predicted model, not a curated record.